Molecule: messenger RNA, 3970 nt
Organism: Micropterus salmoides (largemouth bass)
Lineage: Eukaryota; Metazoa; Chordata; Actinopteri; Centrarchiformes; Centrarchidae
Product: nuclear factor 7, brain-like
Exons: 2
Coding region: 188-1579 (463 amino acids)
Biological process (GO): protein ubiquitination
Molecular function (GO): zinc ion binding; ubiquitin-protein transferase activity; protein binding
Source: RefSeq, a predicted model, not a curated record
AGGGAACAGUUUUUGUUCUUCCUCACUACAGAGAGACACAGAGUAAAAACCAGACGAUCAGAUUGACCUUCAGACCAAACAAACAACUUCCUCUGACUGAGUUCAGCUACAGGAGAGAAAAGUGGAAAACUACAACACUGCUGCUUCAACCUGCUGACGCUCCACACACUGAAGCUUCAGAGACAAAAUGGCUUCCAGAUCAGGGGAGGAUCUCUGCUGUCCGGUCUGUCAGGAGGUCUUCAGAGAUCCUGUUGUUCUGUCAUGUAGCCACAGCUUCUGUAAAGUCUGUCUGAAGAGCUGGUGGAGAGAAAAACAAGCACCUGAGUGUCCAGUUUGUAACAGAAGAUCUUCAAAGGAUGAUCCACCUCGUAACCUGGUGUUAAAGAACCUGUGUGAGGCCUUCUUACAGGAGAGAGAUCAGAGAGCUUCAGAGGCUCUCUGCAGUCUGCACUCUGAGAAACUCAAACUCUUCUGUCUGGACCAUCAGCAGCCAGUGUGUGUCGUCUGCAGAGAUUCAGAAAAACACAGCAACCACAGAUUCAGACCCGUCGAUGAAGCUGCACGACAACACAAGGAGGAACUUCAGGAAACUCUGGAGCCCUUAAAGAAGAAGUUAAAGGUUUGUGAACAAGUUAAAGUGAAGUUUGAUCAAACAGCAGAACACAUGAAGGUCCAGGCCCGACACACAGAGAGGCAGAUUAAGGAGCAGUUUAAGAAGCUUCAGCAGUUUCUAGAGGAGGAAGAGGAGGCCAGGAUGGCUGCACUGAGGGAGGAAGAGGAGCAGAAGAGUCAGAUGAUGAAGGAGAAGAUGGAGGCUCUGAGCAGAGAGAUAGCAGCUCUUUCAGACACAGUCAGAGCCACAGAGGAGGAGCUGAGAGCUGAAGACGUCUCAUUCCUGCUCAACUACAAGGCUGCAGUGGAAAGAGUCCAGCAGCGCCCCCUGCUGGAUGAUCCACAGCUGCCCUCAGGAGCUCUGAUAGACCAGGCCAAACACCUGGGCAACCUGACCUUCAACAUCUGGAACAAGAUGAAGGACAUGGUCUCCUACACUCCUCUCAUUCUGGACCCAAACACUGCUCAUCCAAGACUCAUCCUGUCUGAAGAUCUGACCAGUGUGAGACAAGGAGAGGAACAGCAGCUUCCUGACAAUCCAGAGAGGUUUGAUUAUUAUAACUACUCUGUCUUGGGCUCUGAGGGCUUUAACUCAGGGACUCACAGCUGGGAAGUCGAGUUUGAUGACAGUACAGACUGGAUAAUUGGUAUGUCAGCAGAGUCUGCUCAGAGGAAGGGAGACAUACGGACUGGAUUAUGGGGAAUCUGGUUCUAUGAAGGUAAAUACUUAACAUGGUCACCAUCAGCUCCAGACACUGUUCUCAGCAGGCAGAAGAAGCCCCAGAGGAUCAGAGUGAAUCUGGACUGGAACAGAGGAAAGCUGUCGUUCUCUGAUCCUGAUACUAACACACACAUACACACCUUCACACACACUUUCACUGAGAGGCUGUUUCUAUUCAUUCACACUGGGGGUGAAGUGAAGCUGUCAGCAGUGAAGGUCUGUGUGACAGUGGAACAGAGCAGUUAGAGAUAAAGAGGAUGAUUAUAUUCAUGAUGUUGUUGAUUCCUUAAAGGGAAAAGUCUCUGAAUUUAACUUGUUAAGCUGCACCUGUCCUCCUGCUGUCUCAUUAUUCCAAAAAAUCCUUUUAUUUUCUUUCACUUCUUGUUGUUUUUAUUGUUUGUGUUUUACUGUUAUUUAGUUUGACAGUCUGCUUUUGUUUCUAUUGUUCACCCUAAAUGUGUAAAAUUAUUUCUCUUUGAGACACACCAGAUCUUUAUGUUUGGUUGGUUUGUUUUUUUACAAGGAUCAAUUUAUUAUUAUUAUUUUUCAGAGUAUAGCAUGACCUACUGAACAACAAAGCUGGAAGUUUGGGGGAAUACUUUAUAAAUCUUCUGGGAUUUUACAACCAAUUGUCUCUCCCAUAUUGACCCCCUGGCAUCAGUUUUCAACGCACUGAGAAGCCCUUUAGAAUCGUUGAACGCUAAAAAAACCCACAAAAAUAACUAACUAAAAGUCAAAAUAAGAAGGUAGAAGUGUGCGUCAGACACCCAACCUCCACCCAGGAGACUGUUGUUUGUGUCUCGUGUGACAGAAAUAGUCAAUAUGGAUUCUUUUGUAGUUAAAAAAUAACCUUAGGUAACUUAGGAACCUAACAUAGACAACUAGCCUCUUCACCUGCCUCAGCAAGUCGUCCCUGGACUUUCUAGAAAUGGUCAGAAACUCUGCUGUAAAUCCGUUGACCAGGUCUAACCGGACGAAAACACAUAACACCAAUCCUGUCUUUGUUACGUUGGCUACCUGUCAGGUUCAGGGCCUAGUAUCAGAUGCUUUACUUUACAUAUAGAGCCUUGGUCAGGCAUCUAUAUACAUCUGACCUGUUUCACCCAUUUACCACCGCUAGGCCACUUUGGUCUUCAUACCAGCUGGUUGUUCUGCGUGCGUGUUUGAAAACUAAAGUGAUGGCCCCAACCCUGUAGAACACCCUUAGACCCACACUCUGGUCUCUGUUAAUGCCUUUUAAAAACAUCUUUGAGAAGGCCGUUGUCUGGCAAUGUGCUAUUUGAUGUGUGCAAAUGUGUGUCUUUUAAGGUCCAUUAAUGCAUUUGUUUUAUUGACUGACUAUUUUAUGGUUUUUAUGCUGUUUGUUGCUUUCAUUUAAUUUAUGCAUGUUUCUGUAUUAUUGCUGUCUAUUAUGCAUAGUUACAUUAUUUUACUUCUUUGAAGUUCUUUGUGAGUUUGCUCUGUAAAAGGUGCUAAAUUAAGGAAAUUGUACUUACUAAUUUUAACACAAACUAUGAUGUUUUCUUAAACCUAGCCAAAUUGCGACAUUUCAGAAUGUGUUGGGGUUUUAUUCAUCUCACAGCUGAGGCAGUUGUAGAUGAUCGAUUUGAUGUCCCGACACUGGUACACUUAGUGGGAAUUAUUUAACUAAAUACAUAAGGUAAUAUACAUAAAUAGGCUUAUUAUUAGAUGGAGCAAGUGCAGUUAAAUUUAUUACAAAUGUGGAGUAGUAUAAAGUCUUACAGGCAAGCAGGUCCAGGUCCAGGAGCAGAGUCUAGGUAAGGUUCAGGUUCUGGAAAAGUUCAAAGCUCAUUGCAACUGUGAUGGUCUGGCAGGGAAUGAAUUAAUCUGGUCUGAUGCAUAACAUUAAGGCUGAUGAGAGAAUGAGAUGCAGGUGAGGAGGUGGGCGGGGAUGACUGGGCAACUGCAGAGCAGAUGUGGGAAGUGGGUGUGUAGAUGGCAGGGGCAAUCAGGUGAUGGGAAGUAGGUCAAGUCCAAGGGCAUGUAGUGGAUGGAUGAAAAAUGGUAAUGAAGGAGCUUGGGGAAGAGGGGAUGUGGCUGCACAGGACUGGCUGUGACAACAUUUCAUUUAAGGUUUCUUAGUUACUACUGACAUUACAAUUUACCCAUGGGUACACAUACAAACCCAUGAGUGCACCAAGUGUAACAGAAUUCCAUUUACUGCAGAACAAUUUUACCCAUCUUCCCAUCUUAACAGGCCCUCAGUGCUGACAUGAUGCAAACCUGUUUUCACUCUCAGUGAUUUAGCAGCGGAUCUACACCAACAUCACAGACAGAACAACAACAGAAAAAACAGAGCCCCUGUAACUUUGGAUAAUGGUGAUGAAUUGACCCAUUUAGAACAAUUCUGCCGCCAAGCGUAAAGUCAGUAAAAGAAAAUAACGUGAACACUAGCAGAAUGAUCCAUUUGGCCAAAACAGAGGAAAGAAUAGUUUCUCAUGAAAAAUCCAAAUGACACAUUAAAUUGCCAUGAAAUGAAAAUGGUGUUGGAAGGCAUCUACAGAGACAGUCUGUCCAGUCCCGUUACUGGCCAGGUGGUUGAACAUAUUGCAUAUCACCAGAGGAGACGCGUAUAUAUCCCUAAAGGGGUAUUUCAGCAAAAUACCACAAGGCAGG